Molecule: messenger RNA, 2311 nt
Organism: Diorhabda sublineata
Lineage: Eukaryota; Metazoa; Arthropoda; Insecta; Coleoptera; Chrysomelidae
Gene: Rexo5
Product: RNA exonuclease 5
Exons: 6
Coding region: 255-2174 (639 amino acids)
Cellular component (GO): nucleus
Molecular function (GO): exonuclease activity; nucleic acid binding
Source: RefSeq, a predicted model, not a curated record
AUUGACAGUUGACAGAAAUUCACCAGACACUGGGAACAUGUGCAUAUAAAAAUGCCAUUGGUUGAAAAUAGAAGAUGAAUAGACGUUGAUUGUGGAUAUUGUUAAUUAAAUUUGUUGCUUAUAAUUUAACUUAAAGUACAGAAUAAGUUUUCCAGUAAUCGAAUUAUAAUAGACAGUUCAAAUAACACUUGAAUAUAUUAUAAGUUGAUGUCAUUUUAUAAUGUAUCAGUUACUGGUUAUUUUAUGGAAAAACUAUGACCGGCUCUACCAAAAGGAAAUUACGUUUGGAAAAUAAAAAGAAAAAAAUGGCUGCGUUAAUGGAUAUAGUAAAAUUAAAUGAAUAUGAUCGAAGUUUGAAAAGCAAAGAAACAAAACUUGAUGACAAUGUUAGUAUGCACCCACUGAAGGAGCCAAACCCAAAAAGAUUAAAAACAGAAAAUAGUGAAACAGAACUUGAUGCACAAGCACUACCGCCCCCACUGAUAGGAGAAGUAGGUCCGUCCGGUAAACCAAAACUGGAGGGAGAAGAAUUUUUGGAAUUGAAAAAAAUGUUACGUGAGAAAACACAAAAAUUGCGUAACAGUCCUCAAAUAAGAUUACGAGAAUUAGGUUUAAACGCUAGUCUAUCAGUGGAACUAGACGAUCGCAUUCCUCUAUUUUUUUCUGAUCUUCAACAUUUGAUAAUGUAUUCGCAACUAGGACCGCACGCUCCUUAUUCCCCGGCUAGAUGGUUAGCAUUGGACAAAUAUAAUAGGUUACAAAAUACAAAUUUGUUGAUAGUGGAAAAUGUCUCUUUGUAUCAUUUUUCGGCUCACGAAAGUAUGUUUCCGUUUUUGAGUUCGCAGUUUGAGAAUAAAGUUGAAAUGAUAACGCCGAGUUCUUACAGCAGCGAUAUAGUCAAGGAUUUAUCGAUGGUACCUCUAACCGGUACGCAGAUGAAAAAAUUCGUUAAUAAUUUCGGUACAUUGGACGCUGCAGUUUUAAAAAGUGACGAAGUUUUCGAUACAGUUAAAAAUUCCUUUCCUAUAUUGGAUUCCGAUACUGAAGAUACUGGUGUACAGUUGAAAGGUAUUCGUCCGAAUACAGAUAAAUUUUCCAGGACGGAUUUGUUGUUAUCCGGAUGGCAGAUGGUGGAGGAAAAUUUUCCUAUGCCUAUUAAAGGUUUGGCAGAAAGGAAAUUCUCCGGAUAUACAUUGAGUAAGGAACGGUAUAAGAAAGUUACGCCGUUCAGUCCUAUGUACGCCCUAGAUUGCGAAAUGUGUAGGACAUCUACAGGUGAACUGGAAUUGACUCGAAUUUCUUGCGUCAACGAAAAACUAGAAGUUUUUUACGACACCCUCGUAAAACCCGACAACCCCAUCAUUGAUUAUUUGACGAAAUGGUCAGGUAUCAAUAAGCACAUGAUGAAAAACGUAUCGAAAAAAUUGAAAGACGUCCAAGAGGAUUUGAAAAAGUUAUUGCCACCCGACGCCAUCUUGAUAGGACAAUCUUUGGCCAACGAUUUACACGCCUUGAAAAUGAUGCAUCCCUAUAUUAUCGAUACCAGCGUAAUCUACAACAUAACCGGAGAUAGAACGAGAAAAACGAAACUUCAGACUUUGGCUAGGGAAUUUUUGAAGGAAAAAAUCCAAGUCGGUCAACACGGUCAUUGUUCGACGGAAGACAGUUUGGCCUGUAUGAAAUUGGUGAAAUUACGUCUCCGCAAACACCUUUACUACGGCGACGCCGUCAUGGGAGGCGUAAACAACGACAUAAGGACCUACCCCGAGAUGGGUACUGCUCAGUACGCCACCAGCAUGUUGCGGCAGUGCGUGAAAAUCGACAAAAAAGCGAACGUCGUCGGCGUAGACGAAAUCGGGUCGAAAUACAAAUUCUACGUCGACAAAGGCGACGAAAAGAACGUUUCGAACGUGACCUGCAGCUCGGGCAAAUCUAAUCGGGAAGUGAUUGUAACGUAUUUGGAUACCCUGAAGGAUAAUUCUUUGAACGUGGCGCAUCUGCGCGUUUCCAAUAACCAACUGGACGGUAACAAUUGCAAGAUAUUCAAGAACAUAGAUAAAUGGAUAAAGGAAAUUUACGAACGUAGCGUCAGUCCGAGUUUGAUUUUGGUAUUGUUCGGUGGACACAAACAGGCGAACGGCGUUUGUUUUAUGCAGAUCAAAAAGGACGUUUAGAGUUUUGUACAGUUCGUCUAGAAGAUACCCGUGUAUAUAUUUUCUAUGAUUCGUUAUUUUUUUCUUUCCUCGGAAAUUUGAGAAAACUUGUUCGUAUCAUUUUUUUUUUUACAAUAAAUCAACAUUUUUUCACGGUU